AUGGGACCAGCAUACAAGCCCCCCGCUUCGGCGCCGCAAUGGCUCGUCCCUGUAUCGACGCUCUGCCUCGGCGCCGGCGUCUGCCUCUGGACUGUGUGUUACAUCCUCAUGGCGCGCCGAGCGCUGCAGACGCACGCAACUCCCAUUCCGCUGGUGGCGCUGGCCAUGAAUCUCGCGUGGGAGUUGGUCUACGGCUUGUACGUGGCCGACAUGCCCGUCGCGGUGGCCGGCUUCAUCCUAUGGCUGCUGUUUGACCUGCCGGUGCUCUACGCGACCGUCACGCAGGCCAAGCACUCGUUUGCCGCCUCGCCGCUGGUGGCGCGCAACAUUGGCAUGCUGCUCAGCAUCGUGACCGUGGGCUGCGCGGCCGCGCAUCUGCUAUUCGCGCGCUGGUGGCUGGCUGAGCCGCACAGAGGCCACGGGAGUAAGGAGGGCAAGCUGUGGUUCAACCUCGAGGCCAGAGACACCACGGAGCUGGCGUGGUGGUCAGCCGGCCUGUCGCAGCUUGUGCUGAGCGUCUCGUGGUUGGCGAUGCUGCUGAGCCGAGGACAUUCUGGCGGACAGAGCUACGGAAUUUGGUUCUGCCGCUUUGCUGGCUCGGUAAUGGGUUUGCUAGUGACUUGUUGUCUGCUCUGGUGGUAUUGGCCCGAGCCUCACGGCUUCAUUUUCCAUCCUCUUUCCUACAUCAUCAUGACUCCCUGGUUUGCUUGCGAUGUUGCAUAUCCGUUCGUCUUGGCCCAUGUACGGAAAUCGGAAAAGGUACUUCCAAAUGGCAUGGUGGUCGUCGGCGAUGCCGACGACGCAGGGCGCAAAGAGAAGCUGUAA
Molecule: messenger RNA, 825 nt
Organism: Beauveria bassiana ARSEF 2860
Lineage: Eukaryota; Fungi; Ascomycota; Sordariomycetes; Hypocreales; Cordycipitaceae
Product: PaxB protein
Exons: 2
Coding region: 1-825 (274 amino acids)
Molecular function (GO): lyase activity
Source: RefSeq, a predicted model, not a curated record